AUGUACCGCAUCCCGCUGCCACUGCCGCCAUCAGCCGCGGAUGCCUCGGCCACAUGGCUCACGGAAGACGAGUACAACAUGUUCUCCAUUCACAAGCAGACCAAGUCCUCCGCUGCGUCGACAAAGAAACGCAAGGCAAUGGAAGGUGCUGACACGGCACACUCGGUCGCGGUCAAGCACCCUGAGACCGAGCCGGCGUCAUUGUCCUCAUGCUGGGACGAUGUCUUGCAUGCGAAGAAGUCGUUGAUCCCUGUGGAAGACCACGCCGUCUAUUUGGAGCUGAAACAGCGCAAAAUAACUGCACAAAAGGUUGGUAUGCCUGCGAUCCUGGCAUUGUCCGACGCAGAGCGAGAUACAAUCGACCGCAUUGAUGCGGUGGUUGUCAACGAGCGGCGGGACUUUCAAAAGCAUUUCGAACGUCUGGCAAAGCGGGAGCUCGUGGUGCUCACGACGCUGCCAGAGGCCGUGGACAAAAAGGUCCACGAAGAACUGCGGCGGCGCUGCGACCUAGCUAAAGCCGCGUACCCUCGGCACUACACCCCCACGAGUCAACUUGAAUUCAAAGAAGCGGCGUAUGACGUGGCCGCCCCAAAACACACUGCCAAGGCACUGGUGAUACCUGGCAGCUCCAAGCCAUUGCACGCCCUGCCAGCCACUCCUUCCAGCACGACCUCGAUCCCCGACGAUGUUGUCCGCGCCACCUUGUCGUCGCCGUGGCUUCCCAGCCCAGUCGUGUCGUUGGACCCGGCCGUCGCGCCCCUCAUGCACGCCCACAAGUGCAAAGUCGUACUAACGACGUCCACAUUGGCAACAUUGUUUGACAAUCACAACGGACACUUUCACCGGGCGUUCAAGAUCCCAGUGACAGUCACAGACCAACGACAGGUGUACAUGGACAAGCCACUGGUGCUGGCCAAAUGGAGCGGACGCGCCAUGAGCACCAAGUACUCUCGUCGGCUCUUGACGAAAUGGCUGGAUUCCCCAUCAUCUGUAGCCACGCCCACUGCAAAUACUGACACCGACGACAAAGCCAGGACGUACCAUGUGUGGGAAUUUGCCAGCACUCGCGUCCUCGUCCGGUCCUCCCUCCAUGGGCCCAAAGCCCAGCCCGUGACCAUGCACGCGAAAAUGGACUACCAAUGGAGUCUCCAGCCCGAACAAGUCACGGAGCGCGAUCGAGCGCACAUUUGGCUACAUUCGUGGAUGCGUGGCAACGCUCGCAUUGUGUUUGGCCACUUUCACGGCACGGAUCAUCGGGUGAGUGUCACGGAGGAGACUGUUGCGUCGGUGGUGUCGGUCGAGGAAAAUCCGUUCACAAAGUUCCAACUGGUGCAUGAAAUCCUGCACCACGUCACAGAGCUCCCACCUGGUCGGUAUCUUGUCGACCACUCGCCGACUCGGUCGAGUAUCGGCGGUGGCGGCGUCGUGACAGUGUACGCCGCAGUCCGCCGGGGCGACGCGUGGGACGACCCCGUCGAGUCGACGUCCCCCGACACACUGUUUGACCUGCACGGGUACCUCGACUCGGCAGGAAGGUGGGACCGGACGGACCUGGCCUGUGUGAUGCCCCAAUGGACGUUGCCCAAUCAGAUUCCGUACACAUUUCUCGUGCCUUCGUAUUGCACCAGCUACUUCGAGUCGAAUGGCCAGUGCGACCGCAUCCACCGCCGACGCAAACCGUGUGGCCACGUGCACGUGCGAGUAGGCAAGCACACUGGCGUCUUUGUGUGUCAGUUGUCUGUCAGCGGCAGCGCCAGCCUCAAGAAAGAGCAUACUCGAGUGCCGUCAGCUCCGUUUUGCAAAGGAUUCUUGCAGCAGACGUGCUUCAAGAAAUCGUGCUCGGAGCCCCACGUGCCCCUGCCCGCGCUGCUCCGACAGGUCGCCCACGAGGUGUUGGUCCAUACGCCACCUCGUCCAGGUCGCAAAAAAGCAAAAGGUGGCCGACGCCCCCCGCCUUUGUCGAAAGAACCGCCAAAGGACGACACACAAGACAUCCCCCCCUAGCCCCCUUCACGCCCCACAAAGACACGCCAGCCCCUAGCCACUAACUAGCAACCCACCCAAUCCUAGAAAUAUUGAGUGUGUAUUGUGCUUUUCUUUAUGUCUACACCAACAGAUCUGAGUCUACUUUUCUGUGAGCGGCCGAAACCCCUUCCACCACGCGGGGGCAGCGUACCCGCCGUUUGUGUCGGAGUUCUCUCUCGCCAGUGUCUUGAGCAGCACGUCGGUCGGUCCGUCGGGGUACUUGGCAUAAGCCGCCGUGAACGCCGUGUGCGCGAGGUCCCAGUGGCCGUCCAAGUACUGCGUCAUGCCGUCGUUAAAGAGCGUGAAAAAGUCGCGGGGGAUGCGUUCCUGCAGCACUUGGAGAAAGUUUUGUCGUUCGAAAUCCAUGGGCAUCUGGACGCCGUUCGGGUCCACGAGGGGCAACGGGAUGUCAACGUAGUUGCCAAUGUCAAACGUCCACAAAUCCAUGGGAAUCUCGCUGCCCUUGACUGUCACACGGUCCACCUUUCGGCAAAACGACUUGACAAUCGGACUCACUUCGUCCAUGAACCAUUCGCUGAUAAGCAUGUCGCACUGGAACUGCCCCGUCGCAUUCUCGAGCCGGGCCGCCAUGUUGACGUUUGGGCUUAGGUACGACGCAUCGAUUUUAAACUUGGACCCGAUCGCGCCCUCGAUCGCCCACCCAAUGUGCAGCCCAAACCCCAUGGCCACAUGAAAGUGGUUGUCGAACUUGUCCUGCAACGCCUGGUUGGUCAAGUACGUGUGAAACCGGCCGUUCGGCUGGUUCGCGGUGUGGAUCUCGACCCGCAUCCGCAGCACCGCCACGAGCGCCGAGUCGACCAGCUCCUGUGGGCUGAUUUUGCGCGGCCGCGACCCGGUUGCUGUCAACAACACGCCAAUGUCGGCGCGCUUCUUGACCCGCUCCGCCGCGUCCAUGAUCGGUUUCGUGGCCGGGUCCCGCGGGUCGCGCAUCCCCGGCAGCGACCCGUCGCAGAUCUUCCACGCAAUCAAGAACGCCGACCCAAUGUUCUUGUUGGCCGCGCCAUAGUACAUGUUGGCGUCGCUGUGCACAAUGUCCGCCAACGUGUUGAUGUACGUGAUCACGCUUUCUUCCAGAACGGACACCGUUUCCGUAAAAUGUUCAAUGAUGCCAAACCCGAAAAUGGACGAGAUCUUUUUGCCUGCGACAUGGUUUACACUCAGAAUUAGACUCAGACUAAACGCACCUGGAAUCAUCACGUUGAGUUCGCCCGUGCCGCUCAUGUUCUUCGAAAUGAUCUCCGUGCCGGCACUGCCAAACCCGACUUGCAACAGCCGUCCAAUUUUCGCAAUCGUUUUCUCAAGCAUGCGCGUUUCGUACUCUUGGUUCAAAUCUUCUUCAAUUUCGACGUUCGCGAGUGGGUUUUGGGCCAGCCGGUUCACCAACGCCAUCUAGACUCAGACUCAGACUACGGUCGCGUGUAUGUACGCACCAUGCGUUCGAUCGGGCCAAUCACAAGCUGGUCCGAGUCUUUGGUGAAAAAGUAGAUGCUCAUCCCAAACACAAAGAUGAUAAUGCAUGUCUUGCCCACGUUUGAAUGGGCGUCGGCAACGUUUUGGCUUUGAAUGUCAAACACAACCCCGGAAAAGCACGACGUGUCGAACACUGUGCCGUCGUUCGCGUAGCACGCGUAGAUGCUAGACGUUGUGUCCAGAUCCGUCUUGCGCAGCGUCGACAGGUCCAUGUUCAAGUACGACGCACUCCAUCCCGACGUCGGGUUGGCCGACAGCGCGUACGCAGACGUGGUAUCGACGGCGCCCGUGGACGUCAGCCCCUGGAACUGCAUCUGGUGCAUCCAUUCGUUGGUCAAGUUGGUGGACACGCCAUACACGACCACGCUCAAGAUGAGCCCGUCGCAUUGCCGAAUGUAUUCCUAGGACAAGACUCUUACGAAGUCGGAGCUAGGAGGCGGUGGGUACCUGAAACGACGAUUGGAAUGCAGCCAUGGUGACGCUGCCGGUGGCGUUGUAGUCUUGAGCAAGGCGGUGGAGGUAGAAGAACGCGUCGUACUGGUACUCGUCCACGCUGGAGAGGGACAUGUCGAUCACAGGCAAAAAGAUGAUCAUCGUGAGCACGAGCACAAUCAACCGCCGCGUCGUGAGUUCGGUGAGGAUGCGGCCGACCUUGGACGGCUCGUUCAGUUGCACGACCUUGGAGUCCUCCUUGCUGCGGAACAUGCGCGACACACGGAUGAGGCGGAUGAGGCGGAUCAGCUUGACCAUGCGCCCCGCCUUGGUGCCCGCGCGGCCGGCUUUCCCCGCCUGCAGCGACGUCGACGCCAACCCCUUGGUGUUGGUGUCUUCGGGGACGAUCAAGUUCAUGACCCACUCGACGUCGGAUAGAAUCGACAGCGUCGAAAUCAAAUCCAUCCAGAACGUAAACGACACGCCGCGGUUAAAGUACCCUGGCCGCGCGUACACGUUGGCGACCAUCUCGAGCGAAAACCCAACAAACACGAGCAGCAGCAGCACGUAAAACGCAGAGUCCGCUUCGGUGGUGAACCCGCCGAUGCGCAUGUCGUCUGCAAACAAAGCAAAGAUGGUCAUGACGCCCAGCGCAAUGUUGAGGCCCCGGCCAUCCAGCAGCGCCACGAUGCGCUCCCGCUGCGCCUGUGUCGGCGGCAGCUUUUGCACCUCCGGGCUCACCUUGUUGGCCACCUUGGCCGAUUUGGACGACGUCGGCGCCAGCAUCGUCGUCUUGACCACGGACUCGAACUCAAGCGUCGCUGUACUGGUUGGUGCCUUCCGAGAGUAACCACUACCCAACAAGC
This is a messenger RNA of Aphanomyces astaci, 4814 nucleotides long. RefSeq lists its product as hypothetical. Gene Ontology annotation, biological process: snRNA transcription by RNA polymerase III; positive regulation of transcription by RNA polymerase III; snRNA transcription by RNA polymerase II. The transcript has 12 exons. Bases 1 to 2004 code for a protein of 667 amino acids. The record is from RefSeq and is a predicted model, not a curated record. Lineage: Eukaryota; Oomycota; Saprolegniomycetes; Saprolegniales; Verrucalvaceae. Gene Ontology annotation, cellular component: transcription elongation factor complex.